This is a messenger RNA of Apis cerana (Asiatic honeybee), 5572 nucleotides long. RefSeq lists its product as uncharacterized. Lineage: Eukaryota; Metazoa; Arthropoda; Insecta; Hymenoptera; Apidae. The record is from RefSeq and is a predicted model, not a curated record.
CGUUCAUGGGGCGCUUUAUAUGCUCGUUAUGCAGCGUUUUCGACGACAUCUCGACCGCUACUCUUCCAAUCUUCUACGAUCCCUUAAUCGACCCCUCUUACCUAUAUCUAAUUACUAUCUUUCAUCGGUGUCAUCGUUUCGCAUCGUUUCGAACAAUUUCUCAUUUCGUGCUCGUGCAUCGUCAUCGUAUCUUCGUCCAGUCGAUCAUGUAUCCCGACGAGUACCGCUCGACGCAUCUUCUUCUUCCAUCCCCCUCCGUGCAACGUUCGAUCACGUGGCCGGUCAAAGUCAACAAUUUGCACACGCCACAACGAUCCCCCCUCCCUCCACGAUCCUUCUCAAUCUUGGGAACGAACAAACGAUUCGCGAAGAGUUUCCAAUUCUCGUUCAACUUUCCUCUCCCCUCCUUCUCGUCGAAAUUCUCUUGGAAAAAUUCACUCACCCCUUCCCUUCAAAACUCACACGAAGUAUAUUAUUAAUCUUCCGAUUAUCCUCCUCAUCCCCCGUCAACCUCACUCACAGUCAUCCAUCAUCCUUCAACGUCAAUUCUCCGCGUCCUUGGAGCCCUUCCCCAACGGAAUCUCCUUCUUCUUGCCCUCUUCCAUUCUCCGAUUCCGGGAGAAUUCUCAGUUCCAGCCGGUGGCGGUGCAACACACUGACGGAUGGAAACGAAGCGCGGACGAAGGGCACAGGAGCGAUACCCGCGGUGAGAAGCUGUGUGAUUGAUACCGUGACGAGGACUGGCAAGGAUCCGUCAGGACCCUCUCUGACGUCGAGUCUGGGACGAGGCAGGGAGGAAUCGGGAGUCCCGCGGGAGACGCGGGGAGACAGGGAUCGGCCAACCAGGGAUGUUUCUCCUCUCCCACCACGUCCCACGGCUAAUGGACACCCACGAUUGGCUCCCCCGUCGACAUGGCGGACGGUGGAUACAGCCGCGUUCAACAGUUGGCGGUGGAAGGAUUCCAUUCCUCGGGCGAAGCGUGCACGCUUGGAAGGGUCUGCAUUGUGAUCCUGAUGGAGAGCGACAACGCGAGGAAGAGGAGCAGCGGAAAAUAAACGACGGGGCGAGGGAACGAUUAAACGUCCGUCCUGCGUCCAUCAAUAUCCACCGAAGCCGGCGAAGACGUUGGCCUCGAGAUUGGCCAACGUUUUGCACGCGACCGGCAAAGAUAUCCGCGCGCCAAUACCGGACAAUGCCCGACUGUCGGCAUUAUGGGGGACAUUGUCGUGGCUCUUGAUAUGAGCCCUGUUGCCUCGGGUAUACAAGCUGCAAUAUCGUGGCCAUCUCUCCAUCCUCUCCUUUCGUCCAGUCCUCUCCCUUUCGCUCGAGAUACAGGAGAAGAGGUUUGCUUGGAAAAGAACUUGUCUCUGACCAGACACCGUUUUGUUGCUGAAUUACGUUCUCUCCCGGGGAUGAGAUCAAUUUCGAGAAUGAAAUUGAGGGCGAAGGUUAAUUUUUAAUUCGUGAUUGAAAGGAUGAGCGAAGGUAGGUGCAAUUUUUAUUAUAAUUCGUGGAUCGUUGUAUUUUUUUUUUUUUUUGCUCUUUUAUAAAAUUUCCUUUCAAAGAGUUGUGCAUGACACAGGAUUCGUUUUGAAUUUUAGAAAUCGAUAACGGAAUGGGAUGAAGAAUAAUAGCAUAAUGCGGACGAAGGAAUUUGAUGGAAAUUCAAUCAGUGUUUUUCGCGUUACCUGUAAUUAAUCUGUUUUCGUUAAUACUAUGUUACGUAUACUCGUUUAAAAUUGAUCGAUUGAUUGGCUCCAUCGCUCGUGUACGUACAACAGAGAGCAGAGCGGCUCGUGGAUUGUUCGAUGCAAAUCUUUUUGCCGGGGCGUGUGAAUAAGCCCUUUAUCUGCGUGACCCUGUACACACAUUAUGUGCCAGCGAGAAGUGGUUGUCUGUGACCGGUUUGUCGCGACAACGGCCCUUUUUCCAAUUAUCGAUUCGAUCGGCCCUUUCCUUUCUGACUUCGUGCACUGGUGUAAAAAAAAAAAAAAAAUAGAGAGAGAGAGAGAGAGAGCAAGAUGCACAAUGGCCGAAAAUGUACAUUACAUUCACGCGGAUCGUCCCUUGGUUACCCACCGCACAAUAAAAUCGAAAUUAAACCCGUGAUACAUUGUUCGGCCACGGUUUAAAAUGGAACGCAUUUUCCGCGAUUCGAGGAAUUCAAUGGGAGGGCAGUUGAAUGGCCAAUUAAAUCGAAAAAAAAAACUCGGCAUUUCGAGCGAAACACUGGCCUUUUCCUUUUUUUCUCUCUUUUUUCAUUUUCCAUCGCGUUCCUUUUCAUCCGACUCGCCAACGUUUCCAAGUGUUUAUAAUUUGUUUCGAUUGCUAUUUUUUUUUUCUUCUCCUUUUUUACUCAUAACGUCGCAAAAGCUAUCGAAUGAUUCGGUUUAUUUCGUUGAUGUUGUUUUUUAUCUCGUAGAUAGGGAGAUUCAAUAGAUUUAAUGGAAAGAUGGAUUAGAUAGAUCGAAUUCUUCUUCGAAUUUUUACGCGAGAUUGAAACUAAAGAGAAAAAUUCGUGUUCAUUGAACAAACUCGAGAGCAGCUGUUCAAAGUGACGAGCAUCUCGAACAUCUUCCAAAUCGAUAAAGCCGAUGAUUGGCAAUCACACCCUUACCUUCAACCGCAGAAAAAUUUUAAAUUCUUCUAUCGUGGCGGAAAAAUUGAAAAAAUUGGUUGCUUUCCAUUUCGAUAAACACGAUUGUUCUGUAAAAAUUUCAAACUGUACGACGCAGCAUUCAAUAAUACCGUACCAGUCACGUACUAGAAAACUGGUGAAAACUCUUCCGUCCGCGUUCUCUGUCCCCUCUCUGUAAUCGUCAUUCCUUCCCUUCGCCUUGCUCUUGUGUAAUCGAUUUGCGGAAGUGGCGAUAAGUAAAACGUUAUCGCGAGUCCUUCUGUGGGAAAGAUAAACGGUCGAGCAGCUUGUCUUUCUUUCUUAUAAAAAGAACCGAGGUAAAGGACGAUCGUCGUCAACCAUGCCGUUAUUUCCGUGAACACGUUAUUUCGAUCGCGUUCGCUAUCUAAACUCCGUGAAUGUUUUUCACGGGGAAUCAUUUUCUAAGAGAGAAAAAGAGAGAGAGAGUUGGAAUUUUCUAAUUUUAAAAAAAUAUUAUAUUAAUUGUAAUAACUAAUUUUCAUACACGGAUUCCAUUGCAUUUUCUUCUGAAUAACUUUAAAUCGGUGAGAUAUAAAAUACGAAAGGUGGCUGGAUAAUUUUUGGACACAAUUAUAAUCGAUAUACGCCGAGGACAAAUAAAUAAACGAGAAACAAUUGGUGCAAUUGAAUUACCACGCCACUUUGAAUUUCUCGCAUUAAUAAAGUCGGAUUAAAUUACGAGUAACGCAUCAUUAGAUUUAAUAGUUUCAAAUUCGAAAGGUGGUUUCUUCGAUCCGUCAGUCAAGGGCCAUUGUUAAUCAAGGGCCACGGAGGUAACGGAUACUGAAUGCCCGCAAACGAGAAGGAUCUUUAAUAUUAGUUAGCAGAGGCGGAAGAAGGGUAAACAAUCGAUCUAACAACCACGUAGUUCGACCACCAAGAGUUGGAGAUCGAGUUCUGUGAUCGGGAUGGAAAAGAGUGGCCACCUUCCUCUAGUCGGGAUCCCGUUCGUUAUCCUUCGUCCGUCUCGACAAUCGAGAGAAAUGAAAGUUACAUGAAAGUAGCGAACUCUUACGCGACGGGGAUAAAAAAUGGAGGGAUGGGGUGCAAAUGAAGGUGAUCAUUUCUUCCUAAGCUUUUCGCGUUAUUUACUCUCGAGGAUUUGAGAUCGUGAUUAAAUAUAUAUAUAUUCACAUGUAUUAAAUUUAUCUUUUAAAGAAUUAAUCGAAGAGAAUAAAAGAAUUUCGAAGAGAAUUCGCGAAGGAAAAAUUUUUCAACGUGUAGCAACAAUAAAUAAUAAAAUCGUCCGAUCCGGAUAUCCCUCCGUCGAGAUAUAACAUCGAGCAGAUCUUAAAUUUAUCCUCGUUAUUCGCUUUCAUUAUUCCUCUCCAUUCUCCACCCACUUUGUUCUCGUUCUAUCUGCCCCGCCACGUCAAUUCGGCAAAUCUUUCGGUAAAUCUUCUUUCCUCGAUUCUCAUCGAAAUCCCUUUGCCUUUCAUUCUUCGGGAAAUAACGCGUUCCUUUGCCCCGGCGGGGUAAGCUGGCCGCGUUAUCCGCAGCACUUCCUUUCACCACGAUACGCGGAGACAAUUUUAUAUUAUUGCAUUAUAUUCCGUUGGGGCUCUCUGUGAAAAUUGCCUCUUCCGAAGAUUAUCGUAUUAUCUGGCCGUACAAGUGGCCGUUUCCAACAGGAGAUACUUGCCCGUUUAUCCGUUUAGUUCAUUCACGGGUUCACAGGUUGGUUAAGAGGACGAUCGAACGAUAAUUAGGUUUCUGCGAUUGUUAUUAUAUUAUGAUUUUUGCUGAAAUAAAAAAAAAAAACCAUUGAAAUCCUCGUUCGAUUCGCCUAGUUGAUAAUUCAAAGGUGAUUAAAGAAGAAAAGAAAAAAGAAAAAUGAAUCAAGAGAGAGAAGGGACAAGAUUUUUUUUUUUAAAUUAAAACAAGAAGAAUAUUCGUUCGAUUAUUACACGAUUUACAGAGUUGGAUUUAUUAAUGUUGACCGUAUAAUGUCGCGCGAUAAUUUACAGCAAUCGAUGAGGCAGAUUUUAAUCAGGACGGAAUUAUAAAUGCGUUUAACACGGGACUUCCCACCCGAUUACGGCGGAACGGUGACGAUUUUAUAGUCAAUUAUAACGAGGAUUAUUGGCCGAGGAUUUAUCCGCACGAAUUCGAAAAUGAAAAUGGUAUUCAUGAAUCGUUCGACAAUCCGCGGAAUAAGGCGGGAGCGCAAUUAACUACCGAAGAACGCGCGAAAGCGAACGUCUACGACAGCUCCAUUUCCCGUUAUCCCCGGGAGACCUUAACUUACGAUAAUGCUUAAGCUGAAGUAGAAGAAUCUGUCUUAUUAUAAUCUACGGCCGUGAUAAUUGCAUCCUGAAAUCCUUGGAAAUUUUUCGACAAUGAAAUUCACAUUGAAAAUUUCAUAAGAUUUUUUAUAUGUAAAAGAAGAAUUAUGCAGAAUGCAAUAAUAUUUGAAACGGUAUUUGAAAUAAUAAAUUCGCUUGUCCAAACGAAGAAGAUGAAAAUGUUUCGAAACGACCGAAUCAACGAUUUUAAAAUCAAUCGUUUGGAGUAAAAUACGAUUUUCAGCCGUUUUUCCAUAUUUUAUUUUGUUAAGUCGUUUGAAUCGGGUUUUGGGAAAUAACGAAGAAAAAAAGGGAGGAAGAUGUGGGAGGGCGCGAAGAAAGAGACGAGGGUUGAGAUGGUAUGGCGGGUAGAUAAAGUUGGCACAUCGAAUAAGAGAAAGUGGCUGCGUAUAAAUGCUGCCUGUGGAUCGUGCGGCAGACACGAAUGCGGAAAUGAAGCAAAUCGGUAGAUACGAUACGGAACAUUAGAGCCGCUAUCUAAUAACGGACGUUCAGAAAUUACCUGAGCCUUAUACGUGCAAUUUAACUGGUAUUAUUACUAAAAUUUUUACAAGUCACAAGGUAUAAAUUGUCAAUGUUAUAUAAAUUCUUUUAUAUGAAGAAAAA